Molecule: messenger RNA, 3432 nt
Organism: Mauremys mutica (yellowpond turtle)
Lineage: Eukaryota; Metazoa; Chordata; Testudines; Geoemydidae
Gene: EPDR1
Product: ependymin related 1
Exons: 3
Coding region: 420-1106 (228 amino acids)
Biological process (GO): cell-matrix adhesion
Cellular component (GO): lysosome; extracellular region
Molecular function (GO): calcium ion binding
Source: RefSeq, a predicted model, not a curated record
AGAGGUGAAACGAACGGGGAGCGAAGACGAGGGAGCUGGUGGAAGGAGGCGUGUGUGUCCUCGCCCAUCGUGUGUGGGGGUUAAAUAACUGGUGCCCGGCGGGCUGCAGGCGGCACUCUGCCUCCGCAGUCCCUGCUGGCCGGGGAGGGAGACAGAUCAAACAGCCGCCGCCCCUGCUCAGCAUCGCACCCGCUCCUCUGCCAGCUGGGCCCUGGCUCCGCGCCUGCCGCUGCCGCAGUCAGCCGGACCCGCCUUCGCCUCCCCAGUCAGCGACGCACAAGGGGCCGGAGAGCGAGCGGCGGCGGCGGCGGCAGCUCCAGCGCCUCAGCGGCCCCCCGGCUUUCUCCCCUCCCCCCUUCACCCCGCCAGCGCCUGCGGAGCGGGGCCCCGGGCUCGCGCUGACAGCGGCGACACCGAGGAUGGCGCGAGGCGGCGGUUGCUUGGGGCAACCCCGGCGGCUGCUGCUGCUGCUGCUGGGCGGCCUCCUGUGCCUGCACGGCGGGGCUCCGCUGGCGGCCGCCCCGCAGGGCCGCGCUGGGCGGGGGCAGCCGCCCGCCCCGUGCCAGGCGCCGCGGCAGUGGGAAGGGCGCACGGUGGCCUACGACCACAGCAGCGGCAGGAACACCAGGGCGGCGGUGUCCUACGACGGCCCCAACCAGCGCCUCCGGCUCCUGGAGGAGAGAAAGGGGCUCAUCCCCUGCAAGAAAUUCUUUGAAUAUAUAUUUCUCUAUAAAGAUGCAGUGAUGUUUCAGAUUGAACAAGUCACAAAGCUGUGCUCAAAGAUUGCUUUGACUGAGCCUUGGGAUCCUUAUGAUAUUCCUGACAACUCCACUUAUGAAGAUCAGUACUACAUCGGGGGGCCUGGAGAUGAAAUUAUGGUACAGGAAUGGUCUGAUAGAAAACCAGCCAGGAAAUUUGAGUCCUGGGUUGGCGUUUACACAGUCAAGGACUGUUACCCAGUGCAAGAAACCUACACCAAGAACUACAGCGUGACAACCUCCACCCGCUUUUUUGAUCUACAGCUGGGUAUUACUGACCCCUCUGUGUUUACCCCACCCAGCACCUGCCAGGAAGCCCAGCCGAUAAAGAUGAAAGUUGAAUGCUGAUUAUGGACAAUGGGUUGCCACAUGCAAACAAUAAUGACAUGGAGGAUAAUUAUUAAUAAUCAGCAACUGAUAUGUAACCUGAUUUUCAACCUGAUUUUUGUCUUUUUGGAAUUGUGAGUUUUCAUUUGAAAGGGAACACAAUAUUUAGUUGAACAGGAAGGUAAGAUGUGUAGCAAAAAGGAUAUCUUUAUUUCAGUGUUUCACUAAAUUAAACUCUGUUCAACGAUGCACUUGGUGUGUUUGUUACUGAUGAAGUAAUGUUUAUAGGCACUAUUUUAGCUGUGAAUAUUUUUUGAAAGUUUCAUUAUUUAAUAUUUCAAAAUGUCAACACAAAAGUAUAUUGGGUUCCUAUUAACAUAAAAGAAAAGUUGGAUAUCGUUUAUUACUUCUGGAGGGAUUUAUGGGGUUGAUAAAAUAUAUUCUGUGUAAGAGCUCAACUGUAACCAUAAAAUGGCAUAGUUUAAGCAGACUAUGUCAGAGUGAUUAAAUGCAUUCUCUUGGGGUUUUUUAUCCUUGCUCCUCAAAAAGCUUUCAGUCAAGUGAAUGGGGGUUUGAGGUUGUUGGGCUAUUUGCAAAGAAACCAGAGUGACUAUUCAUAUAAUACUACGUGACUGAUGUAAUACUUUAAUGGGGGGAAAAUAAAAAAUUAAGCCAAAGGUUUUUUUUCUUGCAUUUGCUAAUCUUUCCCUGAAGCCUUUCUACAGAGUCUGAUUAGACAUAUUUCUGUUUUAUUCAUUUCUUAUUCAUGCUUUUGUCAAGGCAUUUUUGCUUUUAAUCUAUGCAAGGAAAUGAAUAGAUACUGCAUGUGACUUGCUAUAAUUGUCCUAUUUUCAAAAAUCUUUCUUUUUUCAGAGAGUGUGAGAAAGGCCUUUACAAUUUCAGGUAGAAGUAAAAAGCAUCUGCUCCUGUUACCUAGAUUAAUGCACAUACAGCUCCUCACGUUGGAAUUCUAACGAAAGACCUAAAUGUGUGACAAAAGGGAAAAUGGUAUUUUAAAGGCCUUUUGCAUGGUAUGAUUACAAUGCACUAUGAUCCAAACACGAAUGACAAUCCUGCUUUUGUUUGCACCCAUUCCUUUGAUCACUGAACAUGUUCAUUGUUAAAUCAGCAUUUUAAAACAUUAUCAUCCACAUACAGCUAUUUGCUGGUGGAAGGAAUGAGAGCUUAGUUAUAAAUAAAUAAAUCAAUAAGCAAACAAAAACCAAAAAGCCCCAGGUAAUGUACAUUUUUAGCAGUAUAAGCAGUACAGGACAUUCAAGUGAUAUGGACUAUAUAACUGUCCCAUCUUAGUGUUUCUGAAAUUAUAGUAAAUGCUUUCAUCUUCCAUAAGUCUAGCAUUUUAUUUCAGUUGUUACUUGAUAAUAUAUGUGGGGCCAGAUUCUGAUCCCGAGUCAUGUUGUGUAGUACUUUACUUCAUGAGUAGUGCUGACGUCAACGGGACAACUUGUAGAGGAAGGUGCUAUUCAGCAUCAGUAAGGGGAUCACAUUCUGGCCCUUAAAGAUAGUUGUUUGAAAAUAUCCCACAAGACUGCCUCUUCUAGGACAGUCUUCAUAAAGAGAAAAUGAUGUAGGGUUACAGUGAUGGUGGAGGAUUACAUACGAUGUAUAAUUUACUCACCAGUAGUACCUUAGUUAACAAAAACCAAAGGCCAGAAUCACCUUUGGAAGAGAGUGGACCUAGGUACAUUAUUAGUUUCUCUACACCUUACUAGCGUUUAUCACUUAGACACUGUGCCACAGAGUCACGGUAUUUUCCUUUCAGAGCUGGAGUCAUGAAGGAAUUUUCUUUAGUGGAGCCCUUCCUGCAAGUAUACCUAUGAACUAGCUGAAAUAUAACUAAUUAAUGAUAUUUUCCCAAACAUUAAAAGUUUAUUGAGAUGUGCUAGUGGAAAUAGAAUUGGAUUUCCUAUCAAUUUAGUAUGCACUUAGUCUGUGAUUCCUCUGUAAUUUUGUAACAACUUAAAUACUAAUUGCAUAUUGUUUUCAUUAGGGCUUCUUGUUGAAAGCUGAAAAAUAUAAUAAACUUAGCUAGCAAACAUGGAAGUGUGACUCCACAUCAUUAGGAAUGACUUUCUUGUGGUUUAACAGAUAACUAUGUAUUCUCUCUGUGUGCGGGUGUAAUACCAUGUCUAUAAUUAUAUUGGUUCUAACAAUAUUAGAUGGUCUUUUAACAUUCAUUCGCAGAAGUCUGUAAUACAAAGUGCUUUUUAAAAUGUUGCAGUGACAUCCAAGUUAAUUUUCAACGGCAAAAUAUAUACGGUUUAAAACUGCUGGUUUUGAAUUUUUUAGUUCUGCUCUAUAUAUUCAAUAAAGGGACUUGUUAAAG